AUGCCGGACAUUGGAGGCCUUGCUAAGAAUGGCUCAGAAAACGAACUACAGAGAGCGGCUUCGCACAGAGCUGUGGAUUAUCAUUCCAGUUUCUUGGAUCUGACGGACGACACAGAGUCCAGGCCGGUAUCUCCUUCAAAUAGACUUGAACCUGAUACUUGUGAUUAUCCAUUUCUUACCUACACUGGGAAUGCAGAACCACCAUGUCAGAGCUCAUUGAUCCAUGUGACCAUUGAGAAGUGCAUCGCCCGUGCAGCACCAGUGUCCGAGGGAAGCCAUAAUGCGCAAAGACCAAUAUCAUUUCACGUACCCAGGCAUGCCUUGGAGCAUGUUGGGAAGUGGGCUCUCUGCUCAAGAAUCCCAGAGCACCAAGAGUACCAAAAGUACCGUAUUCUCUGGAUCGACGGAGGAGGUUCUCAUCCAAAUCAUAUACACGAGUCUUUACCGACCGCAAGCGAGUUGAGUAGGGCUCACAUGGUUUGCAUCUUUUUCAAAUGCACUCCAGAUCUUGGCCAUAAAGACGUGAAAACAUCACAGGAAAAUAUGUCUGGUCAGGAGGUUAUCACCGUAGCUUUACUUUACGGUAUCAUCGUCCAACUGACGAGUCUUCUUCCUGAAAAUAUCAAAGAAGAUUCAGAACUCCACUGUAUACAACUUGCAGCGCUUGAUGGGAGUCUGGGAUCUGCGCCAGUUGCAUUGUCAGCCAUUAGGGUUCUUUUGGAUCAUGCUGUUGCCAAUCCCAUUGCUUUCAUCAUUGAUGGGCUACCAUUUGCUGAAGGUCCAAGUACAAAUUCAUUCUUGAGGGAGUUGGUCGAAAUGUUACGCCACCGGGACAAUGACCCGUGUACUUUGCUACUAUUUUCGACGGAGGGGGAAAGUGAGGUGCUUUCGGAGACUAUCAAAUUACAUGAGAGACUGAGAGUGUGA
Molecule: messenger RNA, 927 nt
Organism: Talaromyces stipitatus ATCC 10500
Lineage: Eukaryota; Fungi; Ascomycota; Eurotiomycetes; Eurotiales; Trichocomaceae
Exons: 2
Coding region: 1-927 (308 amino acids)
Source: RefSeq, a predicted model, not a curated record